AGGAAAAGCAGUUGUUCCACUGACACCUCUCUGGCAACACGCCGUCGGGCGCAUUCCGCUUCCACGUCAUGCUGUUAUGAUUAUCAUUAGUCUGCGCGUAGUGACGUCGUUGUAUACGAAGUUUUCAGCCUCGCUGUUGGAUGCCAACUAUUGUUCCAAACGAGUUGAAAUGCACUGAUCUAUCUGAGAAUGAUAAGUGAUAUCGUCAUCGUGCACCAUCCCGUUUCUGUGUGUGUACCGGUGAACCAUCUGGUGACCCUGAGUGUCCGUGCGGAGAGCACCAGUGACCUCAACUACCAGUGGUUUACUGACGAUGAAUGUGAGGUGUGGGGUGAAACUAAAGCAGAUCUCACCAUCAAAGCCAGAAAAACUCAGUGUUAUGUUUGCCGAGUGAACAAUCAUUCCGGUAACUGUGUGUUCAGUGACUGGGUGAAAGUGAAGGUGCACGAUAUUCAGACGGCAGGUUUACCAGCGCAGUGGCAGGGUGAUCCACACAUUGUUAUCAACCCCACAUCUCUCAGAGUUCAACCAGCUGCUAAUGUCACCCUUUCUUGUGUUGCGUACGGCAAACCAGCACCGCAGUAUCAGUGGUAUAAAAAUGGGCUGCCGCUGUUUAAUGAAACCAGCGACACACUUCAGAUCGACGGCGUCACGGUGGAGCAUAAAGGGUCGUAUCUGUGCUCGGUGUCUAAUGUCCUGAAAGAGUGCUGGAGUGACGCGGCAGAGCUUGAUGUUGUGCUGAAUGACCGCCCCGCACCUGCCGCUCUCACCGCCAGCGAUAAGGUGGCUUUACUCAUUGGCAAUCUCAACUACAACCACCACCCGUCCCUGAUGGCGCCAGUCAUGGACGUCCACGAGCUGGCGAACCUGCUGCAGCACCUGGGCUUCAGGGUCGUGUCUCUGCUGGAUCUCACCAAGGAGGAGAUGCAGGCGGCCAUCGAGAAGUUCAUCCAGCUCCUGGACAGAGGGGUUUAUGGCCUGUUCUACUACGCCGGGCACGGAUACGAGCACGCUGGCCGCAACUACUUGGUGGCCAUUGAUACGCCACAGCCCUACAGACCUGAAAACUGUGUGUGUGUGCAGCGAGUCAUGUUGAAAAUGCAGGACAAGGAGACGGCGCUCAACAUAGUUCUCCUGGACACCUGCAGAAAAUGGUGCAACCAAGGGGGGGCGCUGUCAGCCAUCAGACCACAACUACCAAAGGGAAAUACUGUCUACGGUUUUGCAACAUGUGAAGAUGCUGAGGCGUUCGAGGUUCAAGAUGGAAGGAAGAGCACUGGGAUCUUCACCAAAUACUUAAACAAGCACAUCCUGGAGGUCGACAAAGUCACGCACGUGCUGGAGAAGGUUUCGGAGGAUUUAGGCCGAGACCAGCUGGUCACUGACAAACAGGCAGUGGAGGUCAAGCACACGCUGAAGGAGCCUCGGUCACUGGCCGAUCCGGUUCAUACCAAAGGACACACGCGAGAGCUGCACCGGAGAGAGGCCUGCUGGAGACAAGCGAAUGAGCUUCCGAAGAAGAAGCGCCUGGUGUUUUUCUGCGGAGCCGAAGUGGAAAUCAGCUUCUCAGCUUUGUUCUCAAACGUCCUGGUUGUGUUUGCCAAAGUGAAAUCGACUGGUCUCAGAACGCAAGAUUGCACCGUCAGGAUGAGCAGUAAACCUACAAUGGAGGACAUGUUCUCUGGAUCUGGGACGUUCGAGGAGGUGGAUUCGCUCAUGAGCGGAAGCUCUUGCAACUCCGAUUGCACUCUCCGACUGUGUGGACUCCAGAAACUGAAGCACUACCUGGUCAUCCAGGUGGACCUCCACUUCACGCACACCAAGAGUCUCCUGCGUCAGACCGAAAGCCAGAAGCUGGCCAUCGGAAAGCCACUGGUGGCGUCAUGUGACUUAUUCAACCGGAAGUAUGGGGCAACGGCUGCCAGACAACACGACGCAGUCGCUGCCACUCAAAGUAUGGACAAGAUCGCGAGCUGCAAAGGCCUGCAGAAGCAUCCGAUGGCCGGAACUUGCAGACCCUUCACACGGAAAGCAGAGUGCCAGGCCAAAGUUGGGGUGACCAGGUGGAAUCAACCGGAAGAGAAUGAUGAGAACGAACUGUGUCAAGCAAUGAACGCUUUCGCGCUUGGUCAUUAAAUAAUAACACUGAAUUUUCACAAUAUUUAAGUGAGGAAAACCUCUGCUGGGGCAUCAUCACUGUCCGCUCCCGUGGUCCUCCACCUGCUACACAAACAGCCUUCAGUGUCAUGUAAUUUAUUCCUGUGUAAUGGUGCGUCGAAACGAGUUAUGAUACUAAAAAUGUUUGAUUGUUUUGUAAAUGUAUAGAAUCUUUGUUGUGGAAUGCACAUUUUGAAAAUAA
Synchiropus splendidus (mandarinfish) is the source of this 2359-nucleotide messenger RNA. RefSeq names its product MALT paracaspase 3 (gene malt3). Bases 190 to 2136 code for a protein of 648 amino acids. Gene Ontology annotation, biological process: proteolysis. Gene Ontology annotation, molecular function: cysteine-type endopeptidase activity. The record is from RefSeq and is a predicted model, not a curated record. The transcript is spliced from 14 exons. Lineage: Eukaryota; Metazoa; Chordata; Actinopteri; Syngnathiformes; Callionymidae.